This is a messenger RNA of Durusdinium trenchii, 1203 nucleotides long. The record is from the annotation of a GenBank genome assembly. NCBI's taxonomy places the organism in Eukaryota, Dinophyceae, Suessiales, Symbiodiniaceae.
AUGCGGUGCUGGGGAAGAAGAUCAGGACGGAUCAGUGGUGGGGGACGCUGCAAUUUCACCAACAUCUCGGAGAACCUCCAGAAGGCCUACCACUCUUCACUUCCAGAGGGUGAGCUGGUCGAGGAAGUUCAGUCUGAUGGCAGCUUCUUUCAAAAGGCCUUCAAACGAUAUCCACCAGAAAAGUUCAUUGCCUUGGUGGAGUCUCAUGGCAUCAAGUACCAUGAGAAGAAGCUGGGGCAACUGUUCUGCAACAAAUCAGCGCGCCAGAUUGUGGACAUGCUCCAACAGGAGUGUUUGGCUGCUUCAGUGGACGUCUACACUGAGGCGGAAUGCUUGAGCGUCAGCGCCGCUAGCGCUUCAGGCAGCGAGGCCGGCCGCUUUCGGGUAGUGUAUUCGAAGGAGGAGGAGACCAAAGAGCUGCACGCAGAGGCGGUGGUGGUCGCGUGCGGCGGCUUGAGUUAUGCCAAGACUUGUGGAGCGACGGAUCUCGCACAGCGCCUUGCACGGUCCUUUGAUCUCAAGGUGAGUGGAGUCCGACCUGGGCUCGUGCCCUUGCGCCUGGACCCCAACGCCUGGACCAGGAGCCUCACCGGCGUGUCUCUCCAGGUUGCUGCGUCCAUUGGGAACAUGAGCUUUGAGGAGCAGAUCCUAUUUACACACCAAGGCAUCAGCGGCCCUGCAGUGCUGCAGGCAUCCUCCUAUUGGUAUGAUCAUGAUCAUCCAAAAGCUUUGCGUUUGGACCUAUUGCCUUACAUGAACGAGGAAGACGUGCUGCACUGGCUCCAGCGACGGGCUGAAAGCUGCCGAAAUCGCCAAAGUCAACGUCGGAUGUGGGAUGCUCAGGAACUGGCUCGCAAGCUUCCCCGGCGCUUUGCCGAUGGCUUCUGGAUCCACGAGGUCUCCCAACGGCUCCAUGUCUCUCCAAGCGCUGGCCUGGAGGACUUGGAGAUUUCGUCCUUGAAGGACUUGGCAGCCCUCUUGAAGUCUUGGGAGGUCAGUGUCAUUGGAACUGAGGGCUAUCCGAAGGCCGAAGUGACCUGUGGUGGGGUCAGCACGCAGGAACUCUCCGAUGAGACGAUGGAGUGCAAGAAGCACCCGGGCCUCUAUUUCAUUGGUGAGGCAGUUGAUGUGACUGGUUGGUUGGGAGGCUACAACUUCCAAUGGGCUUGGGCUUCGGGAUUUGCCGCAGGCGCCGUGUGCUGA